Messenger RNA from Penicillium soppii, 1317 nucleotides. RefSeq names its product putative cell wall glucanase (Utr2) (gene utr2). The coding region runs from base 1 to 1317 and encodes 438 amino acids. Gene Ontology annotation, biological process: carbohydrate metabolic process; fungal-type cell wall organization. Lineage: Eukaryota; Fungi; Ascomycota; Eurotiomycetes; Eurotiales; Aspergillaceae. Gene Ontology annotation, cellular component: fungal-type cell wall. Gene Ontology annotation, molecular function: hydrolase activity, hydrolyzing O-glycosyl compounds; glycosyltransferase activity. The transcript is spliced from 3 exons. The record is from RefSeq and is a predicted model, not a curated record.
AUGGUUCGUUUUGUGACACCUUUGAUCCUGGCUUCGCUGUCAGCGACCGCUCUUGCUGCUCAGUCCUGCAGCACCAGCAGCCAGUGUAAGGAUGAGACUUACCCCUGUUGCUCCCAAUAUGGUGAGUGUGGUACCGGUGCCUACUGUCUCGGUGGUUGCGACCCUCUCGCUUCUUUCUCUCUCGACUCGUGUGCCCCCAUGCCCGUCUGUGAGAGCAAGACUUACACCUGGGAGAACCUCGACAACGCUGUCUCCCAGGACAAGUACCUCGGUAACGCUUCCGCCGCCGACUGGACUUACUCCGGAAAGCCCAAGACCGAGGAUGGCAACUUGAUCAUGACCAUGCCCGCCAAGAGUGUCGGUACUCUUUUCGCCAACAACCACUACAUCUGGUACGGCAAGGUCUCUGGAAAGAUUAAGAGCUCCCGCGGCAAGGGUGUCGUGACUGCUUUCAUUCUGCUGUCCGAUGUCAAGGAUGAGAUCGACUACGAGUGGGUCGGUGCCGACUUGACCAACGUCCAGACCAACUACUACUGGCAGGGUGUCCUUGACUGGCACAACAGCGGCAACAUCUCCGUGGAUGGUGGUGACACCUUCGACGAUUGGCACACUUACGAGAUCGACUGGACCCCCGAGAAGGUCGACUGGAUCGUCGAUGGCUCCGUCCAGCGCACCCUGAAGAAGUCCGACACCUACAACGCCACCUCCAAGCAGUACCAGUUCCCCCAGACCCCGUCCCGCCUGCAGAUGUCUCUCUGGCCCGCCGGCCAGGCCUCUAACGCCCAGGGCACCAUCGACUGGGCUGGCGGUGAAAUCGACUGGAACAGCGAGGACAUCAAGAACGUCGGCUACGACUUCGCCACCGUUGGCGAGGUCAGCGUCCAGUGCUACGACCCUCCUUCCGAUGCCAAGAACAACGGCAAGAAGGCUUACCUUUACACCAACUCCGCCGCCAUGGAAUCCGACAUCGAGAUCACCAACAACUCCACCGUUCUCGCUUCCCUCGGUGCUACUGGCCUCGACAUGGAUCUCGGCGCCAAGUCUGCCUCUUCCAGCGGCUCUUCCACCACCACUGCGGCUAACAGCAUCCCCUCCUCCAACGGUGGCUCCGGCGGCAUGGCUUCCAACAGCACUACCGAGGCCUCUGGCUCUACCACUGGUACUUCUACCAGCAACGACGCCCAGUCUACCACCUCCACUGGUUUCAGCCAGGGUGCUACCACCAAGGACAGCGGUGCUGCCGGACAGAACGAGCGCGUUCUCCGUGGCUCGCUCUUCGGUGUCCUGGUGGCCCUUGUUGUCCUCGUGACGCUGUAA